Gallus gallus (chicken) is the source of this 3911-nucleotide messenger RNA. It is a transcript of the gene LGSN, whose product is annotated as lengsin, lens protein with glutamine synthetase domain. NCBI's taxonomy places the organism in Eukaryota, Metazoa, Chordata, Aves, Galliformes, Phasianidae. Gene Ontology annotation, molecular function: glutamine synthetase activity. The record is from RefSeq and is a predicted model, not a curated record. The coding region runs from base 1372 to 3825 and encodes 817 amino acids. The transcript has 3 exons. Gene Ontology annotation, cellular component: cytoplasm; membrane.
GCAGAGAUUCAGAGCAAGGGGGAGAGAGGAAGGAAAUGUUUCUUCAAACUCUGUUUUAAGAAACAAGUUCUAUGCCUUUUUGACUGGGAUAAUGACAGAAAAUAGCAUAAUGGGUGAAGAAUAACACAGAAAAAUGGAGAUAUCGAUGAUUAUAAUGAAAGCCAUGUAAUUGUUUCCUUACAUAUACAUCUCAGAUGCUGUUGCCUUUUCUUCUAAGUGGUUUUGUCUGCCACCAGGAGGGUCUAUUGCCUUACCCAGAUGGGUAUUCUGCUUUUGUGCAGAUCAUUUUUUCUUCUGGAAAUUCAGAAAUUGUAGAGCGCACAGAUUAUUCCUUUAUGGAAAAGGUAAAGAACAGUCUGAUACAGAGGAUAGCUCUUUGUUUCUCAGUGAUUUUACAGUCCUCAGUUCCAGCCUGACCCAAGCAAGCCAAGAACUCUUGGCAAAGAUGCUGAGUUUUAAAUACAUGCUUGAGAAUGUAUUCAUGACAAUUUGUGACCAAAUAUGGAGUGAUUUCUUUGUUGGUUAAAUAGUACUACAGAACCACAAUUAUGACGUCAGAAGAUGGAGAAUUUGAUCCCUACCUUGAUAUUUUGUGAAAUAAUUAAUCAUUCAUGAUAUUAAAAUCUUUGCUACUUCUUAUUUUCUAUCCUUUGUUCUUUUUCCUGUCAUCGUCAGAUUAAUCACACUAAUGGAGAGAUGAUUCAGGCACAUACUGAUAUUCAUUGGGAUAAUACAAACAUAUUAUUUUCUCUACUUCCCCUUUACACCAUCUCUAUUUUUAUUUUUUACAUCCAUUUCAAAAUCUGCUCCCAGCACUAAAUCACAUAAAUAGAAAAAAUAAAAGUAAAUAUAAUAUCUUAUUUCUUUCCUGCUUACACAUCCAAACAUGGAUUUGCUCAUUUGACUACUGCCUGGGGAGUUUGGUUAUUUAGCGAAAUUAGAUUGUGAAAUUCAUUUAAAAAUGAUGUAUUUUCAGGUUUCACUUCCCAUACUUAUAAGAAUUGGUACGGUUCCAUGUUUAAGGGCAAUACAUUUCCUCUAUUAAAAACAAAAAACAAAAAACCAAAAACAAAGCUAUUUUAACAUAAAUAAGAAUAAACAUAAAUGUGAUUAUUACAAAUACUUUUUUUUUCCUCACAUUUAAAGAGCACAUUUCUUGACAAAUGUUGUCACGUAUGUUUUAAUCUAUUAGCUGAAAUCUAUUAAAUCUGCCUGAAAAUUAAAUUAUAAAUGUACUUUUACCAGCUUUGUUCUAAAACUUAAGAAAAAGAAUUCAGUGAGAAAAUCUUAUCCAAAUAGCCUAACCUGAGUGUAGUUAAGUAUUCACAGAGAUCUCUAUUAGCAAGAAGUCCUGGAAGUGCUACAAGGGAAAUGCAGCUGGUGGUAGCACUCCCUUUCUCUGUUCUGUUUCGUUUAUGCAUAUUACUUGGCUUUAUAUUUUAUUGCUGGUUACAGAACACAGCUGGAAUUGACAAUGAUGAAGUUGAUGGCAACAGUAUAUGUAGUUUCAGAAAGAAAAAGGGAAUCAAAGGUACCACAAAGCAUGCUCCUCUAUUAAAAAAUGAGAAGAUUGAGCCAUCUCUCACCUCAAAAAUCCCAGAUCCUCAUCCUCUUCAAGGAACCAUUGUUAGUUCAGAACCACCACUGCAUCAUUCUCUUCAAAACCUGAAUAAUUUUCCUCUGGUAGAAAACGACAGAGGGGACAGAGGCAGUUCCUAUUUUGGCAGCAACGUGAAAGGAGACAUGUCUGGGGAAACACAUGACAUCCCAGAAAACGCUCACAGUGGGAAAAUAGCAAUAGAAAAAAUGCAGGAGGGGACAGAGACAUCAGGUAAAACAAAGCUGUCCAUGGGUGUACAAUCCACAGGCAACACAGAGAAAGUUGAAUGCACAGAGACAGUGUGUGAAGAAGAGGCCAGUGAGAAGACAGAGCAUAAACAAGAGGUCUGGGGCAGGAUGGAUGAAGAAAACAGCAAGUUUCAUGUGACAAAGAUGGGUUCCCUGGAGAGCACUGCAACCACACAAGGGAGUGACACUGCUGUAUCUUUAGCACCUGGCAUUUCUAGACAAAGUCUGCAAGAGCUGAAAAAACUUCUGAGUGAAGGCCCUCUGCCUGCCCAUGGGCCCAAUUACAGAGACGGGUCAAGUGGCACUUUUAGUCAACAAAACCUGAAGCCUGUGGAGAAAAGAGCUGAAAAACAAGGCAGGCCCUUUGAGACGCUUAGUCUCCAUUUUGGAAAAGAUACUCAAAAGUACCACAGUUUUCAUGAGGAGGGAGCAGGGCAGCAGAGCAAUCCUCUGCUGGUCCUCAGCUCUGCAGGAUCUGAUCAACCGCAACCAGUAGGAGGUGAGGUGGAUCAGCCAUUCCUGAAACAACCAGAGACUUCCAUGAGUGCCGAAAGUUCUGCUCCUGAGAUUCAGUUUGACUCUUCUGCAGGUAAUGCUGCAUCCGGCAGAGAACCUGAUAUAAACAGCCUCAGAAUUCCAAGCCUCCUUCACCUGUUCUCUCACAUUGAAUUUAUUAAGCAGCAGAUGGCCAGGGACAGCAUACAGUUCGUCAGAUUUGAAUCAAUAGAUCUCCAUGGUGUGUCAAGAUCAAAGAACGUUCCUUCUCGCUUUUUUCAUGAAAAAGCAAUUCAUGGUGUUGCCAUGCCCAGAAGCUAUCUUGAACUGACCCUUAAUCCUAAGGAUAAUGAAAUAGAUUAUAUAAAUGCAACCAAUUUUAAUUGUGACAUAAUCCUGAAUCCUGAUUUAUCAACGUUUCGAAUUCUACCCUGGACGGAGCAGACUGCUAGAGUGAUAUGUGAUUCCUUCACUGUAUUGGGCAACCCUCUAAUGACCUCGCCUAGGCACAUUGCCAAGAAGCAGCUGAGCGAGCUUCAGGACAAUGGCUUUUCUCUACACUCUGCCUUCACUUAUGAAUUUUGUAUUUAUGGCAUUACUGAGGUUGUAAAUUCAAAGACAAUAUCCUUUCCUGCAGCAACAAUACUAAAUAACCAUGACCAGACAUUCAUUCAGGAGCUCAUUGAAGGAAUGUAUUCUACUGGGGCCAACAUUGAAAGCUUUUCUUCUUCUAGUGGGCCUGGACAAAUGGAGAUUACUUUUCAUCCAGCAUUUGGCAUAGAUGCUGCUGACAGUGCCUUCACGUUUAGAACAGGUAUUAAAGAAGUGGCUAAGAAGUAUAGCUACAUAGCUAGCUUUUUCUCAGAAUCAGGAUUCUACAAUUCAGGUGCUCUCUCACAUAGCCUGUGGGAUCUGAGUGGCCAGAAGAAUUUGUUUUCUGCUGGUUAUGGAGCUGAAGAGCUCACAGAUAUUGGAAAAAAUUGGCUAUCUGGUCUCCUGGCACACUCAGCAGCUAUUAGCUGCUUGAUGGCUCCAACCACCAGCUGCCGUAAGCCUUAUUCCAAAUACAGCAAAGAAUCGAAGGAGACUGUAAGUGCAAAAUGGGCAUAUAAUGAUAACAGCUGUGCCUUUAAUGUCAAAUGUCAUGGUGGAAAAGGAACUCACAUCGAGAAUAAAUUAAGUUCUGCUACAGCAAACCCCUACUUGGUACUUGCUGCUACUAUUGCUGCAGGCCUAGAUGGAGUAAAGAGAGGACUUAGGUAUGAUGAUACAUCUCAGGAAGAAGACCACAUAUCUGAUCUGAAACCUUCAUCCAUCCCUCUGAAGCUAGAAGAUGCUCUUGUGGCACUUGAGAAAGAUUCAUGCAUUAAGGAAGCAUUAGGUGAAACUUUCAUCAGUUAUUUCAUUGCCAUGAAACAUUAUGAGUUAGAAACUGAAGAAAUGGAUAGUGAAAGGAACAAAUGCCUGGGGUAUUUUAUUUAGAGGGAGCACUCUUCUGUACUGAUGCUGUGUAAAUGCAUAUAGUGUAGACAAAUAUCUUGAAAUUAGUAAAUAUAUUUUAAAAUGUU